This is a messenger RNA of Macrosteles quadrilineatus (aster leafhopper), 685 nucleotides long. RefSeq names its product UPF0235 protein C15orf40 homolog. The record is from RefSeq and is a predicted model, not a curated record. Lineage: Eukaryota; Metazoa; Arthropoda; Insecta; Hemiptera; Cicadellidae. The transcript is spliced from 5 exons. The coding region runs from base 197 to 643 and encodes 148 amino acids. Gene Ontology annotation, cellular component: cytoplasm.
UUUGUUUGUUUAUGUUUAAGAGGAGAGGUUGGUUUUGGUUAAGUUAUAUCGACAUCAACAUAUCGUAGAAUAAAACACCGCUCACCAAUUAAUAACAACACAGAAUCGCCAGUAAUCGGGAAAAUAAUUACAAUAAGUUAUUGCUUGGUUACCAGUACUAUAUUGAAGUUUAAGAUGAUUUGAAAAUUAACACCAAAUGAUUGGAGCAUGUAGGAUCUUUCCUAGACAGUUUUCGAAGUAUUUCCCAGAAAUUGGAAGAAUGUCAAAAUCAAAGGGUCAAAAGUCUAAAAACAAAAACAAUAAAAAUGAAGAGAACCCUCCCUCAGAUAUUCCAAUAGGACCAGUGUCUGCUCGAAAAGAUGGAAAUAUUUCUAUUAAAAUAUUAGCAAAGCCUGGAGCCAAAACUAAUAAUAUAACUGACAUAGGUGAGGAGGCUGUCGGUGUUCAGAUCAGUGCUCCUCCUGUAGAGGGGGAAGCCAACACGGAAUUGGUCCGAUACAUGUCUGGAGUCCUAGGUCUGCGGAAAAGUGACGUCACUCUAGAUAAGGGAUCAAGAUCCAGACAAAAAACGAUCCUACUUCAGUCAGGGACUUUGUCUGUCAGUGAAGUGAUAGCAAAAUUAAAGUCAGCUAUGGAUAGCUAGCACUAGGUUAAAAUAAUUAUGUACAUGUAAAUAUAAAUAAUA